CUAGAAGCUUCCUCCAGACACACAGAGCAAGGAGAGUGACCAGGAGGGUUUAAGUUGUUUGCUGCUGUUGGGGUGGAUUAAAGUGGUUCAGAAAUGGGGUGGGUGCGGGUGGUUGUGUUUUGUACAUUGCUAGUUUCUUCUGAUGGCCUUAUCAGAAUUCCACUGACGAAGUUCCAGUCCAUCCGAAGGGCACUGACUGAAGUUGCAGGUUCCAUUGAUAGCCUUGCUGCUGCUGGUGAACCUAGCCCUGACAAGUACACGGAAUCACCACAAAAGGAGGCGGAGACUCCCGAAAUACUCACCAACUACUUGGACGCUCAGUAUUAUGGUAAGAUUGGUCUCGGCACCCCACCACAGCUGUUCACUGUGGUCUUCGACACUGGGUCAUCCAACCUCUGGGUUCCAUCUUCCCGCUGCUCCUUUUUUGACAUCGCCUGCUGGAUUCACCACAAGUACAAAUCAAGCUUGUCGAGCACAUAUGUGAAGAAUGAUACAGAGUUUGCUAUUCGCUAUGGCUCUGGGAGCCUUUCAGGAUUCCUCAGCCAAGAUUCUCUAACAAUUGGUGAUAUGGUGACUCCAAAGCAGGUUUUUGGGGAGGCGGUUAAACAGCCUGGAAUUGUAUUUGUUGUGGCAAAAUUCGAUGGGAUCCUCGGCAUGGGCUAUCCCGCGAUAUCUAUCGAUGGUGUCCUGCCUGUCUUUGACAACAUGAUGAAACAAAAGCAGCUGGAGAAAAAUAUCUUCUCUUUCUACCUGAACCGGAAUGUGAGCACACAGCCUGGAGGGGAGCUGCUGCUGGGAGGCGUGGAUUCUAAGUAUUACACUGGAGACUUUCACUAUCUCAAUGUCACCCGCCAAGCCUAUUGGCAGAUAAAGGCUGACCAGGUGACUGUAGGAAAUCAGCUGACCCUGUGUAAGGACAGUUGCCAGGCGAUAGUGGAUACUGGAACGUCACUUAUUGUCGGGCCAGUGGAAGAGAUAAGAGCUCUUCACAAAGUUAUUGGAGCGGUGCCUUUGAUUCAGGGAGAGUACCUGAUCGACUGUGCGAAGAUUCCCAAUCUGCCUGUUGUCACCUUCAAGCUGGGCGGUAAAGAAUUCACCCUGACAGGAGAGCAGUAUGUGAUGAAGAUCAGCAAGUUUGGCCAAACCCUAUGCCUCAGUGGAUUCAUGGGCAUGAACAUCCCUCCUCCAGCUGGGCCACUCUGGAUUUUGGGCGACGUUUUCAUUGGCUGCUAUUACACAGUCUUCGACCGUGCCAGUAAUCGAGUGGGCUUUGCUGAAGCUGUGUAGUAUGUUCUCCAAACAGAAGGGGCAUUCGCCCACACCAUGUCCGAAACAAUGUCCCUUUCCCCACUUAUUUUUUUUUUGUUUCUUUUUAAAUUUGCGUGGGCCUGAUUUAGAAAAAUGUAAAGGAAAUUGAUGUAGCUCAUUCCUACUGACUCCCCUCCUGCUUGACCGCGACCUGGCUACAGUUCUGUAACCCUUGCCUUGCUGAACAAACACAAUCUUGGUAUGUUUGUGCAGUUCUUUUCUCUCAGCAGAGCUGAGGUCUAAGCUGGUUUGCCAGGGGGUUUUAAGCAGUAAUGAUUUUUCUGCCCAAAACUGCUUCUGUGAAAUCAUGAGAUUUCAAAGCCCCUUGCAUUCUGAUCCUUUUUCCAGUGAAAGUGCAGACUCCUCCAGUGCUCUGUAGCAUUAUCCCUCUGGGUUCUGAGGAGCUAUAGAGGUCUUUUGAGGACUCACUUCAUUCUGUGUAUACAGGGCAUCACUUUGUUACUAUCUUGGACUGACACCAUUUUUGCCCAGUGACAUCCAUGUGCUUAUUUGCUCUUCCAUUUAUUCAAAGAUGCCUAUUGGUCACCUCAUGUGGGUCAUCACAAUAGCAACUUGGUUUUGGACUGUUCAAUAUGUUCAGCUCCCUGGUUUGGGGGGCAGGGAGAGUGGAGUGUAGUCAGUUUAUUCCCACUCAUUCUUUGUUAUGAGAGCGUGAAAAUGUUUGUCCUGAAUCAGAAUUGGGUCCCACAGAGUCGAGCAGUUGCUUUGCAUAUCAGGUUUCUGUCAGAGUUUGACAAAGCAACAGGGACUCCCUCUUGUUUU
Messenger RNA from Chiloscyllium plagiosum (whitespotted bambooshark), 2091 nucleotides. RefSeq names its product cathepsin D-like. Gene Ontology annotation, molecular function: aspartic-type endopeptidase activity. NCBI's taxonomy places the organism in Eukaryota, Metazoa, Chordata, Chondrichthyes, Orectolobiformes, Hemiscylliidae. Gene Ontology annotation, biological process: proteolysis. The record is from RefSeq and is a predicted model, not a curated record.